AUGGGAAGAUGCAACCUGUUUCCUUUGAGUUAUAUUUCAAGAAAAACAGAUAUCAACAACAUAGACUGGUGCAGCUAUGUUUUGGACUGUCUUGUUAGAACAAAGAACUCAUACAUACCAUACUCAGAUACCAACUACUUUGUUGGACCUUCAGAUUUCUUGGUGUUGUUCUAUGCUGAUAACAUCCACUCAGAAGCUUUAACGGUAACACGUAAACGUCCAACAAUUUGUUAUUGGAGUUCAGAGAAGAUUAGAUAUCGAGAGACAUUUGAACAAGAAAAAGGUAGAUUUGGACUUGGAGAAUUAAAUGAAGAAUUUGUUAAUGAACAAGAUGAAGGAGAUACAGAUCUCGAAGAGAGUGAUUCUGAUAAAGAUGAAGAUGAUUCUGUUGAGGCAUAUGAAUCAAAAUUAUCUAAAAUGCUUAAUAGUUUUGAGAGGAUGAAGGAAAAGCUGAAUUCAAAACUCAAUGAUGUGAUAAAAAAGUUCCCUGAAAAGGAAAGUAUCAAUUUGACACCAAUAAUGGGUCAAAAAACAAAUGAUCACAAAGAAAAUGAAGAUAAAGAGGGGAAUGGUGAAGAAGACAAUGAUAAUGAUGGAAGUCAACCAGAAAAAGAUGGAAAGAACAAUGAAAAUGAGAAUGAUGAAGGGAAAAACGAUGAUGAGGCUGAAGAAACAAAUAAUCACAAAGAGACUAUUCAACAAAGUGAAAAUGAAAUUUUGUUGGAUAAAGUUGUUGACAUCAUUGUGGAUAAUGUCCUUGGAAUUGGAUUUUCAAGUUUAAAUAGUCAAGAAGAUGAAAUCUGGAAUGACCCUGAAAUGAAAACUAUUUUGGAUAAUAUUGAUAUAGGGUCACCAAUGACUAGAAGUAAAACUAAUACUCUGAUCAGUCAAGUUAUUUAA
Lactuca virosa is the source of this 900-nucleotide messenger RNA. The record is from the annotation of a GenBank genome assembly. Lineage: Eukaryota; Viridiplantae; Streptophyta; Magnoliopsida; Asterales; Asteraceae.